Molecule: messenger RNA, 1558 nt
Organism: Portunus trituberculatus (swimming crab)
Lineage: Eukaryota; Metazoa; Arthropoda; Malacostraca; Decapoda; Portunidae
Exons: 2
Coding region: 151-1413 (420 amino acids)
Source: RefSeq, a predicted model, not a curated record
GAGUGGCAUUCGGAACCUCGAAGCAACAAAGGUGAAGUAAAAAGUGAGGUAAGACAUACACACGACGACUGAUCGGCAUUCAGAGGGCGGUGGGAGGCGCGCCGUUACCUACACCUUUUUUUCUCUACUGGUUUUUGAGGCGCUAGAAGUAUGGGUGUUAGUGCGCGGAUGCUGGCGCUAGUGUGGCUGUGUUGGGCUGGACGCCUCUGUGACGGUUUGGAGGCUUCAACUGAUGAUCAUUUCGAUUACAAGUUCGACAGCAGUUACAUUGCUAUGAAGAAGGCCGCCAAUGGUAUUAGCAUCCUUAAUCCUGAUAUGCUGGUCAUAUAUGGGCUGGAAGCUGCUGGGCUUUACUACGCCGCCACGCACGGAUUGUCCUACCUCGCCUAUCAGAAACUCUCCUCCAACACCACAAAGAUGUACGCUGCAGCGUUAAACGGAAAAUGCAUUACUCUGGAACAAGGAGACCACGGCAAGUGUCUCACAGAGCGGGAUUUUCGAGUGAUGAUGAUAAAAGAAGCUCGUAUGGCAUUGCAGGACGCCGCAACCUUAAUCACGGAGGCAGGAGUACGGGCGCGCUUGCAGUGGUUCAUAGAGAAUGGUGUGGAUGACGUCGUGUCCAUACUCUCCACUAGUGCCCAAAACGUUAUCCGUGAUCUGUUCUUCACGUUUAUUGGUCCCCUUCAAAACUUGUGGAUUCGAAUUGAUAAGUUUCAAAGCAUUUUAGUGGACAGGUAUUCGUCAGGCACGGGCGGCACAGACAAGCUGGUGUGGACUACCGACGGUGUUGCCAGUGAAGUAUAUGCCAUAAUUGGUGCGAUUAUCAGUAAGCAGUAUCGAGUUGCUAGAUUUUACUACUCCACGGAGGAGAGAGUAGGACAGUUCUGUGUAAUGUUUCGGGAUCACAUGGAGGCUGUUAGCAACCUGCCCAUGGCUAACAUGCACCAAGGCUCUCCCUUACCGUUCAUCGACCGCUACUGGGACGCCCGAGCCCUGGAGUACGCGGUUACCUGGAUCUUCAAGAUGAGGAAGGAAGUUAGAGACGCAGAUAAGAAGGAAUUUGAGAAAGUGCUGGCAGACCUUUAUGAUAAACUCGUGGCGGGCGAAAAUGAGGAGGCUCUGGAAUUAGCCAAUCACUUUCUCAGCAAGUCUAUGGACAUGCUGGGCCCCAAAGUGUUCAGCAAGUACCUGGAACAGCCCAUGCAUAACGAGAUCCUGCGUCUGUCGAUACCAGUACCACCCAAUCUGGAGGACACAAACCCUUCUGGUGUCCCAAAGUCUCAACAUGAAUUCGAGGUGUCGCUUAUCGAGAAUACGAUCCAUCAAUUCCUGGACGAGACGGCGGAGGACAGCGUGGGCAGGCUGCUGUUCAAUCACAUCGUCUCGGUGACGGGAGAUGAGAUGCUACAGUGAAGCGAUUACACCACCUUCGUAAACCCAUGUUAUGGCAAUAUACCGCUGAUGUGAGAUAUUCUUUUCAUAUACCUAUUAAGACUAUUACGCAAAUAACGCAAUCUCUUACUAAACAUGUGCAAACCAAUAAACAUUGUAGAAUUAU